CGGUCUUUGUAAUUUCUUUUCUCUUAUAGCUCUGCUCUCUAUCUAUUCUCAACAUUUUGUUCUCUCCCAUUCCCUCCCCCCUCAUCUCGAAUUAUUCGUCUUCGGAACCUUGAUUGUCUUACUUUGAUCUUGAUUAUCUUGCUGCCUUGCCUCACCAGCGUCAGCGGCUGCGUCGUGUGAGUUUCUAGAAGGCUGCGGCUGAUCUAGUCGUUUAUGCGCGAUGGAUCACCGUUUAUGAGCCUGAAGUCAUUUUAUUUCACUGAUUUUGCCCCCAAAUUCUCUGCAAACCUGUUUGGUAAUCCGUGAUGGACCAUGAAGAGGAGGCUCCUCCGCCGUACUCCGCCGUCGAUCCGCUUGUCGCUCAGGCAAACGCUCGAAAUGCUCUUGCGACAGCCGAAGUAAACCGGGUUUUACUCCGUCUCCGAGGGGGUGAUGGCCCGCUGUCUGAUACGGCAUCUAGUGAUGGCUCCAGUUCCCUUGUGCUCGCCUCCUCUCCCCUCACACCGGCCAACUUCACCUCCGCUGCCGCCUACUUUGUCGAACGGCCGUCCCCCACCCUGGACAAUGGCCGACCCGUCCUGGCGCAUCACCUAACAAUCUACCCGCGGAGUCAAUCGAAGGACUUCCCUCGUCGGCCUCGUUGCUGGGGCGCACGGACCGAGCAUAUCAUCCAACAGGACUGGGACAUGUUCUUACGAUAUCUGUUUCCUCCGCACCUAGGCCUCGCCUCCUCAUCCGGGCACCUUCCCCGUCAGGUCAGGGCCGAAAUCCAACGAGACCGCAAAGAUCGGCCCCAAGAGACGGACGACCAACGCCGGAUGCGAAUAUCCGCCGUCAUCACCGAGUGGAACCAAUAUUUCUUCGAACCCCGCGCAGCGUGCAUCACAUUCUCCUACGUCACCGAUCCGCAGAAUGCACCGGCGUCGCCCCUCUGCCCUAGAUGUUAUCCUGCAGCAACUCGAGUGUCGCAGGAAAAUCGGACAGCGCUGACCGUGCGGCCGAAUCCAUCUAUCGCUCCAAGGCAGGCUGUGUCUCCUCCGGCGGGUAACCCGCACACCCCUGCACAACCGUAUACAUAUCCAAAUCCACAACUUCCCCCUACUCCACAAACGCCGUACGGGGCUCCGCACUACUAUCAUCCCCCGCCCCUUCACCACCCGACGUAUCCUUAUCCCCCUCAGGCACAGAUACCCUAUCAACAGAACGCCGCGUGGGGCUGGAAUGCCAGAGCUUGGCCUCCUCCACAGCAAAAUUCGGGUUCUAAAAGUGGACCCCUUGGCUGGUUCUCUUCGCUGGCAUCCCAAGCCCAGAAAUAUGGAGAUCAGAUCAGUGCGCAGGCCUCCCAUUAUGGUCGACAGGUCGAAGAGCACGCCAUGGCGCAUGGUCGGUGGAUUGAAGAACAGGCCAGUCUCCAAGGACGAAAGGUGGAAGAUGCCUUUAGCGGUUUGGUCAACCGACCCCGCAACGAAUGGCCCGCCGCCGAUGCUCGAGGCCAGCCUUACUAUCCUAACGCAUACAAUUACUCUUACCCUCCGGCUGCCAAUGUUGCUGCACCCGUCACACCUGUGACGCCCGUGGAGCCCGUCGCUACAUUACCUGUUCAACGUGUCCGGAGAUUAUCUACGGGUUCGGUCUCCUCGGACUCGUCAUUGGAAUCCAUUGAUUCGUUAUCCACGACAUCAGAACUGAGUGCUUCAGAUCUGGCUACUGUUCGCGCACAGCUCUUGUCCCUAGAGGACUAUCAUGAUCGUGAUCUACAUGAAGCCGCAGCUGGACUUCGCCGGCAGCUCACCGUUUUGCAGGAGUCGCGCCGUCAGAAUAGGCUGGCCGGAUGGGGCCUACACUCCCAGCAGCAGCAGCAGGGCUACGGACGUGGCUGGGGCGGGCGAUGGGAAUCGCCCCAGCAGCACCAACGAAACACGGCUGAGAAACGGGCCUUGAAAGAGGAGACGCGGGCCACGCGGAAGGUCUUCCGGGAUGUCCUCCGGCGCGCAAGGGAUGAGCACAAGGAGCAGCGACGGUUGAAACGGAACCGACUCCGUCUGGAACGGUCUCGCCAGAUCGAAGCGGCCCCGUCAGAACCGAGUCUCGAGCUACGGGUGCAGAGCCUGGGCCUGGAUACUCACCGGGAGAGUCAGUCGACGGUCCAGUCUUUCACAUCUUUCCCUUCUCCGCGCCCGCGGUCCGUGACCGAGAUUAGCGAGAUCAGCUCGAUCCGAACGACUAGUACUGCAUCUUCACAUCACCUCCAGGAAGACGAGUCUCCGCCCUGUGGGAAGGAAAGCCAGAAAGAGGCUGAGAAGGCAAAACAAAGUUCGAAGGAGUCGGAACUGAACAAAAGCAAAGCAUCCGAGGAUUUGAAAGAGAAGGGCCAAAAGUCCGGUCAAUAACGAAGGUUUUAAGAUUUCGUUCUAUUGAGCAAUUGCGUGGAAUUCAUCGCUGAUUAUUUCUUUUCUUUUGGCGGACAUUGUACAUGAGUGGGCGGUGUUUGGGUCGAAGAGCAAUUAGCAUCUCUUGUCUGUGUUCAUGGGUAGUCGAGUCUUUUUCUAUAUUUCCGUUUUACAUGGUUUACUCUCCAAUGUUUUUAUUCUUUUCCGCCAUAGUUAGCGUUGCGGAUACUAGGCUCCAACUCUUAAUGAGACAUGACUGCAU
Messenger RNA from Aspergillus alliaceus, 2652 nucleotides. RefSeq lists its product as uncharacterized. Lineage: Eukaryota; Fungi; Ascomycota; Eurotiomycetes; Eurotiales; Aspergillaceae. The transcript has a single exon. Bases 306 to 2390 code for a protein of 694 amino acids. The record is from RefSeq and is a predicted model, not a curated record.